Molecule: messenger RNA, 3095 nt
Organism: Otolemur garnettii (small-eared galago)
Lineage: Eukaryota; Metazoa; Chordata; Mammalia; Primates; Galagidae
Gene: ZNF41
Product: zinc finger protein 41
Biological process (GO): regulation of DNA-templated transcription
Source: RefSeq, a predicted model, not a curated record
CCCCGCAGCGACUACACAGGUUCGGUGACAGCCGAGACCCCAGGCAUUUCCCUGCCGCCGACCGGUCCCUUCUGCGACCCAGGUCGGAGCUUUCAACAGAGGGAGACUCCAGGGUUUCUUGGAGCCUUUACAGAGUCCAGGCAGCAGACUGCUUAGUGAGAACUACAAGAUCUUCUUCUGACUUCACCCCAGCAGCUCUGGUUGAAUCCACAGAUGCCAGCCCAGCUUCAAGCUCCUGGGCCAUGUGGAACUGUCAGCAAGAGGGUCUGAGACCUGAGGCCCAGUGCAGACAUGGCAGCUAAUGGGGACUCUCUCCUGUGGUCCCCAGCCCUGACUGCAGAGGGACAUGGCAGCUUAUGUGAGGUGAGGAUGGAGAGGACCCCAGGGGCAGUAGUUCAUUCAGUAAGGAUAUACCCUAAUCUGUCCCCAGGGCCUCAGGGCAGGGACAGUGCUGACCAUGCUGCCUUGAACAGGAUUGUGUUGUUACAGGUACCAGUGUCAUUUGAGGAUGUGACUGUGGACUUCAGCAGGGAGGAGUGGCAGCACUUGGACUCUGCUCAGAGACGCUUGUACCGGGAUGUGACACUGGAGAACUAUAGCCACCUGCUUUCAGUGGGGUACCGAGUUCCCAAGCCAGAGGCCAUCUUCCUGUUGGAGCAAGGGGAGGGGCCAUGGACCUUGGAUGGGGAAGCUCCACACCAAAGCGGUUCAGGUGAGGCUAUUGAGGAAAUUCAACAACAGGGAAUUUCUAGAGAAAUUCUGUUCCACUGUGAGAGCUUUGACCAACCCAUAGAAGAUUCAUUGUGUCCCAUUAUAGAAGAACUGUGGCAAGAUCAUGAACAGCUAGAGAGAUAUCAGGAAAACCAGAAUAACCCUUUAAGUCACAUGCAAGUAUUGAUUAAGGAUAGGGGCUAUGAAUGUAAAAACAUCGAAAAAAUAAUUCAUGUGACUGCUGAACUUAUUCCUUCAAUUGGAAGACUCUGUAACUGUGAAACAUUUGGAAAGAGUUUGAAGCAUACGUUAAAGUUACAUAAUCAUAACAGAAACAGUGCAACAAAGAGCCUUGGUAAGAUCUUUGGAAAUGGUAAUAAUUUGGCCCAUAGCUCUUCCUCUACUAAGAAUGAGAAUACUAAGAUAGGAGUGAAUUCCUGUGAAUAUAAUCAAUGUGAAAAUCAUCUUGGCCACAAACAAGCUGUCAUCCACCAUCAGAAAAUUCAUACUAAGGAGGAACUUUAUGUGUGUACUGAGUGUGUAAAGGGCUUCAACCAGAAGUCACAUCUCUUUGAACAUCAGAGACUUCAUGCUGAAGAAAAGUCUCAUGAACGUGACCAAAGUGACAAAGUCUUCUCUCAGAAGCCACAAAUUGGUGUACAUCAGAGUGUUUAUAUAAGAGAAAAACCUCAUUUAUGUACUGAAUGUGGGAAAGCCUUUACCCUCAAGUCAAACCUCAUUACACAUCAGAAAAUUCAUACUGGACAGAAACCCUACAAAUGCAGUGAAUGCGCAAAAGCCUUUUUUCAGAGAUCAGAUCUCUUUAGACAUCUGAGAAUUCAUACAGGAGAGAAACCUUAUGAAUGUAGUGAAUGUGGAAAAGCCUUCUCCCAGAAUUCAGACCUCAGUAUACAUCAGAAAACUCAUACUGGAGAGAAACACUAUGAAUGCAGUGAAUGUGGGAAAGCUUUCACAAGAAAAUCAGGACUCAGGAUGCAUCAGAGAAUUCACACAGGAGAGAAACCUUAUGUAUGCACUGAAUGUGGGAAGGCCUUCAUCCAGAAAUCCCACUUCAAUACACAUCAGAGAAUUCAUACAGGAGAAAAACCUUAUGAAUGCAGUGACUGUGGGAAAUCAUUCACUAAGAAGUCACAACUCCAUGUGCAUCAAAGAAUUCACACUGGCGUAAAACCCUAUAUAUGUGCAGAAUGUGGAAAGGUCUUCACUCAUAGGACAAAUCUCACCACACAUCAGAAAACUCAUACUGGGGAGAAACCUUACAUGUGUGCUGAGUGUGGGAAGGCUUUUACUGAUCAGUCAAAUCUUAUUAAACACCAGAAAACUCAUACUGGAGAGAAACCCUAUAAAUGCAGUGGCUGUGGAAAAGCCUUCAUAUGGAAGUCACGUCUCAAGAUACAUCAGAAAUCUCAUAUUGGAGAGCGGCACUAUGAAUGCAAGGAAUGUGGAAAAGCCUUUAUCCAGAAGUCAACACUAAGUGUGCAUCAGAGAAUCCACACAGGAGAGAAACCCUAUGUUUGCCCUGAGUGUGGGAAGGCCUUUAUCCAGAAGUCACACUUCAUUGCCCAUUAUAGAAUUCAUACUGGAGAGAAGGCUUAUGAAUGCAGUGACUGUGGGAAAUGCUUCACAAAGAAAUCACAACUCCGUGUGCAUCAGAAAAUCCACACAGGUGAGAAGCCCAAUAUAUGUGCUGAAUGUGGAAAGGCCUUCACUGACCGGUCAAAUCUCAUAACACACCAGAAAAUCCAUACUAGGGAGAAACCCUUUAAAUGUGGUGACUGUGGAAAAACCUUCACCUGGAAGUCACGUCUCAAUAUACAUCAGAAAUCACAUACUGGAGAGAGACAGUAUGAAUGCAGCAAAUGUGGGAAAGCUUUCAUCCAGAAAGCAACACUAAGUAUGCAUCAGAUAAUUCAUACAGGAAAGAAACCUUAUGCUUGUACAGAAUGUCCGAAGGCCUUCACUGACAGAUCAAAUCUCAUUAAACACCAGAAAACGCAUAGUGGAGAGAAACGCUAUAAAGCCAGUGACUGAAAAAGCCUUCACCUGGAAAUGACAACUAGGCAUGCAUCAGAUAUCUCGUAGUGGGGGAGAGGAAUGUCUGAGCCUGCAAUCAUUGUGCAGGGAGAAGUAGAUGUGAAAGACUGGCCUGAAUGAACAGAAGGCAAAAAGAGUGAAGUAUCCCUCAGUGCACUGGAAAUUAAAGUUCUUGGGUCACCAGUUGAUAUGCAGUGAUGUGCAUAGGGAGAUCCUUUAGAUAAAGCAGUGGAGCAAUAGUCAGUUUGGUUACAUGAUUGAUACAGUGACUCUUGAGCUCUUGCAAAUGGUAGAAAUAAAGGCCUGAGAUGACUUGUCAUUUGUUUUAU